GGACCAGGAGAUGCGCCGGGAUGCGCACCGGUCUCUAGGUGGUGCCAGUAAUGGGGCCUAGGCUUGUCCCUCCCUUGAUGCGCUCCUGGAUUCUUUCCUUCCUUCCGUUUCUUUGGUGAGGCCGAACGUGGCCGUGGGGAGGACUUUUUUAAAUAGGAAAGAAAGAAAAAACGCAAAGCAGACCGAGCCGGCGACCCCACCGACCCCUGGAUUCCGCCAGCCGCUGGGGGAGGGCGGGGAGGAGGCUGAGCCAGGCAGAGUCGCCGGCGGAGCCUCGCGAGUGGCGCGGAGCGGCGGCCGUGCCGGGAUUCUGCCGCCUCUUUCCCCAUCGCCUCCUUGUUCGGAUCCGUCCUUCCUUCUUGUUGCCGGAGGGGGUGAAGAGCGGGAACCGAGCGAGAAAGGAGACUGUUCCGUAAACGCACCGAAGCCAGCGAGCGAGCGCGGCCGAUGGCUUCUCUGUACCAGCGCUUUACCGGCAAGAUCAACACCUCGCGCUCCUUCCCGGCGCCCCCGGAGGCCAGUCGCCUCCUGGGCGGCCAGGGGUCCGAGGAGGACGGCGGCCCCAAGCCCCUGGGGCCGCAGGCACAGGCGGGGGUGCCCCGGGAGCGCGGCGGCGGCGCGGGUGGCCGGCCCCGGUUCCAGUACCAGGCGCGGAGCGACUGUGAGGACGAGGACGAGCUGGUGGGCAGCAACCCUCCGCAGAGAAACUGGAAAGGCAUCGCCAUCGCGCUGCUGGUCAUCCUGGUCAUCUGCUCUCUGAUCGUCACGUCGGUCAUACUGCUGACACCAGAAAAUCCACAACCCGGAGGCCAAGUGGGUCAGCGAUAAAGAAUUCAUCUACAGAGAACGGAAAGGGUCCGUGAUACUGAGGAACGUUGAAACAAAUAAUUCUACGGUACUAAUAGAAGGGAAAAAGAUUGAAUCCUUACGAGCCAUUAGAUAUGAAAUCUCUCCGGAUAGGGAGUACGCACUGUUUUCCUAUAACGUGGAACCGAUUUAUCAGCACUCCUACACUGGAUAUUAUGUCCUGAGCAAAAUUCCUCAUGGGGAUCCUCAGAGUCUGGACCCUCCAGAAGUCAGCAACGCAAGGCUCCAGUAUGCAGGGUGGGGCCCGAAAGGCCAGCAGCUGAUAUUUAUCUUUGAGAACAACAUCUACUACUGUGCACGCGUCGGAAAGCAGGCGAUCAGAGUGGUCUCCACAGGGAAGGAGGGCGUGAUCUACAACGGCCUCAGCGACUGGCUGUAUGAAGAGGAGAUUCUGAAGAGCCACAUCGCACACUGGUGGUCUCCAGAUGGCACGAGGCUCGCCUACGCCACCAUCAAUGAUUCCCGAGUUCCCCUCAUGGAACUGCCAACCUACACGGGCUCCGUCUACCCCACCGUGAAGCCCUACCACUAUCCCAAGGCUGGCAGUGAAAAUCCCAGCGUCUCCCUCCAUGUGAUCGGCUUGAAUGGACCCACCCACGACCUGGAGAUGGUGCCGCCCGAUGACCCACGAAUGAGGGAAUACUACAUCACCAUGGUGAAGUGGGCCACCAGCACCAAGGUUGCCGUGACCUGGCUGAACCGGGCCCAGAACGUGUCCAUCCUGACCCUCUGCGAUGCCACCACAGGGGUCUGCACUAAGAAACACGAGGACGAAAGCGAAGCUUGGCUCCACAGACAGAAUGAAGAACCUGUUUUCUCCAAAGAUGGCCGCAAGUUUUUCUUUGUCAGAGCGAUCCCGCAGGGGGGACGGGGGAAGUUCUAUCACAUCACCGUGUCGUCAUCCCAGCCCAACAGCAGCAAUGACAACAUCCAGUCCAUCACCUCCGGGGACUGGGACGUGACCAAGAUCCUGUCCUAUGAUGAGAAGCGGAACAAGAUCUAUUUCCUGAGCACGGAGGACCUGCCACGGCGACGACAGCUCUACAGCGCCAACACGGUGGACGACUUCAACAGGCGGUGCCUGUCGUGUGACCUGGUGGGGAACUGCACCUACUUCAGUGCUUCCUUCAGCCACGACAUGGACUUCUUCCUGCUCCAGUGUGAGGGCCCUGGCGUGCCCAGUGUGACCGUGCACAACACCACAGAUAAGAGAAAACUCUUUGACCUGGAAACAAAUGAGCACAUACAGAAGGCUAUCCGUGACCGGCAGAUGCCAAAAAUCGAAUACCGGAAAAUCGAGAUCGAUGAUUACAAUUUGCCCAUGCAGAUCCUGAAGCCGGCCACCUUCACCGACACAGCCCACUACCCUUUGUUGCUGGUGGUGGACGGCACCCCAGGGAGCCAGAGUGUGGCGGAGAGGUUUGAGGUGACCUGGGAAACAGUGCUAGUGAGCAGCCAUGGAGCAGUAGUAGUCAAGUGUGACGGCCGAGGCAGCGGCUUCCAGGGGACCAAGCUCCUGCACGAAGUGCGGAGGCGGCUGGGCUUCCUGGAGGAGAAAGACCAGAUGGAGGCCGUGAGGACUAUGCUGAAGGAACAGUACAUUGACAAGACACGGGUGGCCGUGUUCGGGAAGGAUUAUGGGGGAUACCUGAGCACCUACAUCCUCCCAGCCAAGGGAGAAAAUCAAGGUCAGACUUUCACCUGCGGCUCUGCGCUCUCUCCAAUAACAGACUUCAAGCUCUACGCUUCUGCGUUUUCUGAGCGGUACCUUGGCCUCCAUGGACUCGACAGCAGGGCAUAUGAGAUGACCAAGGUGGCACACCGAGUAUCGGCGCUAGAAGACCAGCAGUUCCUGCUCAUCCAUGCCACUGCUGACGAAAAAAUCCAUUUCCAGCACACAGCAGAGCUCAUCACACAGCUAAUUAAGGGGAAGGCCAAUUACAGCUUGCAGAUAUACCCAGAUGAAGGCCACUACUUCCACAGCCAUGCUCUCAAACAGCACCUGUACCGGUCCCUCAUCAACUUCUUUGUGGAAUGCUUCAGGAUCCAGGACAAGCUACCAACAGCCACAAGAAAAGAGGAGGAGGAAGACUAACCACACCUCAGCCCUAAGCACACACGUGGCUAUUUCUACAAUAUGCAACUGAGGACUCUUUCCCCCACUCCUCCCUCCAAGGGCAGGUGGAGGCGGAGGUUUCGACGUUCCGUAGCAUGUGUCUCGAUUCCGAAGGCCACUUUGUGUGGGCAACAAGCUCCUUGGUGGAGACGCUGCACCACACAGCCUGGAACAGCCCUGCCUCAGCAGCAUCGCCUCCUCCUGGCCCCCAGUGACCGGCGCAUCCCAUGUCCCUCCCCCAAGGGGACAACGUGGAGGACAGAUGCAGUGAGGGUACACUUUGAGCCCAAGAAAACUGGCCCUUGAGUUCAAGCUUCCUCUCUGUAGCACCGAGACCCCCACCAUCUGUGUUAGCGCACUCUGUCCGCAUCCUCAGCUGUGUGUCCUGUCUGACGGCUGUGCCGUGGUAGCCAGAAAGCAGGUGGUCUCAGCAGUACCUGUUCAUACAUGGCUGGCUCCUCUCUACCGUUAGGAGAGCCCACACUGUUCCUAUCUGCACCCAGAAAGCAAAUAUUCUAUGUACAAAGUCUGGCUAAAGCUCCACUGAGGGUUAACCUUGUAGAAUUACUUUGUAUUUUUCUAUGGUUUUAACUGGACACCCCACUGUGUCUGUCCAUGGGGCUGUUUCCCUGUGCUUUUCCUUCAUCUCUUGCUUGCUUAUUUGGACACAGAGAUCAGGAACGACCACUGCCUCUGCCGUCGGACUUGGUAGAGGCAUUUGAGACACCACAGGAGGGACAGCACCUAGCAGCCCUCACUAAAAACCCCUACAUGAAACCUUCCUCCCACUGAGCAGCCUAGGACUUUAGAUCCAUUGCCCAUAACAUGUAUCCUUAAAACUACUUUUCCUACUUGAUCAACUGUCAAGUCUUUUCAGGUGACAUUUGGUUAAAAAUCGUAAGACAGAGUGUUGGUUCUACCCCUAGGUCUACUGGGUCAGCCAGGUCACAGGUGACCCAGUGGGCGUGGGAACAUACUUACCGUGUCAUUGCCAGCUCCGGGGAUGGUUCCUCCCUCCUGCUCUAGCAGUGCAGUUGACAUGACCCUCCAUCAGUCUUGCAGAACAAGCUGACCAGAUAUGCAGCCUCUGUUGCCCAUGUAUAUUUCAUUUCGUUGUAUAUAAAGAGAGGAAUGUGUGGCAUUUGUGCAGUCUGCGCCCCCUCCACAGCACUCACCUUGCGUUGAGCUUGCAUGCAGACACCUCUCUGGCUGAUCCGGCCUGGCCAGGAGUGCUAGUUUGAAAUAUAUCAAUUAUUGUCAUUUCCUUUCAGGCUUGUUGACGACCUGAAUGUCAGUACUGAUCUCUCCAGCUCCCAGUCCUGCAUGGGGUGUCUUGAUACCCUGUCUGCAGAGGAGAUGUGUCCAUGUCGAUUUUUUUGGUGUUUGGGGGCUUUGCUUCUGUCCACAUGCGCUUGGAACAUCAGUCCCUGUUAGGUCUGUUAGAAGAGUCCGUCCCAGGAUGUUUGACGGGUGAGGUCUCGUGCUGACAAACAGGACCAAUCUGAAUGCUACACAGAUGGACUUUUGCUACUUCAACAGGCUUGGCUGACAGCAAAGCCAAGGAGGUCUGAAAGGGGGAGCCAGCUCUGGCUGUAAGCACGGGUCAGAGGGACGACGGGACGUGGCAGGCAGCGUUUGUCAUCCACGGAAUAAAGCGUCAUUUUACCA
Messenger RNA from Nannospalax galili (Upper Galilee mountains blind mole rat), 4651 nucleotides. RefSeq names its product dipeptidyl peptidase like 6 (gene Dpp6). Gene Ontology annotation, molecular function: dipeptidyl-peptidase activity; serine-type peptidase activity. The record is from RefSeq and is a predicted model, not a curated record. Lineage: Eukaryota; Metazoa; Chordata; Mammalia; Rodentia; Spalacidae. Gene Ontology annotation, biological process: proteolysis.